AUCAUUAAUUUUGUUUGAUGGUUUUGAAGAAACGAUGUCGUUGUAGCUUGAACUUUCUUUGGUUGAUGAUGUAGAAGAUUGAAACUUGGAAGAAAUGUGAAUAAGUAGAAUUAGGUUAUGAAGACUGGGACAAGUUAAGUCUUUGUGUGAUAUAAUACUGUUUGAAUUUUCAGUUCAGAUUUAAAUUAGACUCUCUCAAUUAGACUUUCCAAGAAAGCGAAAGAAAUUCACUUUAAUUUGAAACAUUCAAGUUAUGCAGAGCUUACAUGUGACAAUUCAAGAAUCAAGAUUUUCAUCCACAAACACACAAAAGGUUCAGGAGCCAAGUGCUCUACAAACUGAAGCAACGGUGGCGGGGCAAUUCGCGAGGAAGCUGCUUCAAAUUCUUUUCUACUUUCACUUACUCCUAAUCACGAUCUUGACAAUUUUCUUAACAAUACGCGGCGUUGUUUCAGCUGACAAGCACCAUUUCUACCCCAGGAGAUGGUACCCUCCCUUGCUUACUUCAGUUGCUAGCGUUGGAGUUUUCUCUUUCGCUUGGCAAUGGAUAACUUACUCCAAUCCUUCAAAAGCCAUCAAAAUAUGCUUCUGGCUUGGCCCGUUGUCGACGUGUGCAGUUGGUAUAGUAUUUUUAUUAAUUAGUUCUGCAGCUUGUUCAGCAGUAGGUGCCAUUUUUAUCAUUUCUGCAUUCAUUCAAACCCUCUACACUUGUUGGGUCAAUCCCAGAUUUGAAUAUGCUGCCAAGAUUUUAUCAGUCUCCGCAGCUUUUCCUCCUGCUAAAACUACAGUUUUGGUCACUCUAUCAAUAAUCACAAGUGUUGUAUAUACCUCUUUAUUGAUGUCUGGCAUUGGAGGAGCCACUGCAGUUGGAACUAAAUUAGACACCUUGUUCAUAGUGGUGAUCCUGCUCAGCCUGGCCUGGAGUAUGCAAGUGAUCAAGAAUAUAUUGCAAGUUACUGUAUCAAGAAUCAAAUACAUUCACUUCGCAUACGGGGCGGAUAUGGAUACACAAAUUGCUUUUCGUGAUACGAUGAAUCAUUUGGUUGGGAGUGUAUGCAUUGGUUCAAUAUUCGUUCCAAUUUUUGGGGUCAUUCGUGCUUCAGGACGAGGCAUCAGUUUGAUCGCUGGGGGUACAGAUGAGUUCUUGUUCUCCUGUGCUAAUUGUUACUCAAAUGUAGCUGCAACUCUUGGAACACAUGGAAACCGGUGGGGUUUUGUGCAUGUAGGAGUUUACAAUAAGGGAUUCGUCCAGGCGUCUGUUGAUACCUGGGAAACGUUCAGGCAAGUUGGGUUGGAAACACUCAUCGACUCUGAUCUCACAGGGGCGUUCUGUUUUUUCAGCGGUGUAGCAGGGGGCGCAGUAUGCACUCUUGUUGCAGGAACAUGGACACUUCUUGUUCAGAAGAGCUACGCCGCUGAAGUGUCUAUAUAUGCUUUCUUCAUCGGCUAUUUCAUGUGUCGGAUAGCUUUGGCAUGGCCACAAGCAUGUGUUUCAGCUUAUUAUGUUGCUUACUCUGAGAACCAACAGAACCCUCGAUUCGAUUCAACAAUCCCUGCUCGCAUGCAAGAGCUUCAGAGAUAUCAAACUUAACAAACAUUAGAGCAAAUCCAAGCAUUUAUAUAUAAAUACCCGAUGAUGUUGAAGAUAUUCACCAUCUAGCAAAAGAUCAGUGAUGUUGAGGAGCAUAUAGGCAAUGUAAAGGCUUGAUAGGAUGAUACACGGAGAGAAAGAUGAAAUAAUUUCAAAGAUUUUGAAACUUUUUCUUUCUAUUUGGCAAAUAACGGAUGCACCUAUUUCAUGGUGCAUAUUUGAAUACAAUUAUAUAACCAUAUAAUACCAAAUAUUUUACAUAUCAAUUAACUAUGCGAUGACAUUUGAUAGGGUUCCAAUACCGAUGCCAACUCAGACAAAACUGAAACCAUAUGAGUGUUCUUGUAAGUUCCAUACCAGAAUCGAGAAUUUCAAGAGAACGUGUGCAUUUUUCUU
This is a messenger RNA of Pistacia vera, 1987 nucleotides long. RefSeq names its product protein pns1-like. The transcript is spliced from 3 exons. Lineage: Eukaryota; Viridiplantae; Streptophyta; Magnoliopsida; Sapindales; Anacardiaceae. Gene Ontology annotation, cellular component: membrane. The record is from RefSeq and is a predicted model, not a curated record. Bases 254 to 1591 code for a protein of 445 amino acids. Gene Ontology annotation, biological process: transmembrane transport. Gene Ontology annotation, molecular function: transmembrane transporter activity.